GACGUUGGCGUGCAAGGUGCUAUACAAUCUGUCUAAAACAGGUGAAUUUCUUCCUGAAAAUUAGUGGGACUGGAACCAAUAGUUUCUGCGAAAGGUUGUUGAUGUUUUGCACAGGACACAAUGCUGGUUUUGGACUUAAGGUCAGAGCAAAUGCGGCUUCUGAUUGUAAUCAGUUUCAUCCUCAACUUUUCGGAUGCAAUUGAUUCUGGUUGUGGCGGACCGAGGAAACUGACAGAAUUGACUGGCACCCUGUCCUCGAUGAACUACGGCCACGCCUCCAACCCCUUCUAUGACAAUAAUGCUCUCUGCUCGUGGUAUAUUCAGGCUCCUACUGACUGGAUCAUCACACUGACGUUUGAGUACAUGGACAUCGAGCCAAGUUUCCGUUGUACGGCCGAUUACAUCGUCAUCCACGGCCCGUGGGCAGACUACGUAGGGGGUCCCCCUCCCGCCCCUAUCUGUGGGACCAGCCCCCCUCCCCCGAUCCAGGCAGAGAAAGACGAGUUGUACGUGGUCUUCGUCUCGAAUGAGAACUUUGCUUACACAGGGUUCAUGGCCACAUACGAAAUCAAGCCUCCACCGUCCCCUACCCCGCCCGAGAUAGCCAACUCUGGAUGUGACAACCUCAGAUAUCGCGAGGGGCCAUCGGGAACGAUAACCAGCAUUGGUUUUGACGAGAACUCGCCGUACACGAGUGACGCAGAAUGCGAGUGGAUCAUUACUGCAGCGGUUGGAAAGGUCAUCACUCUGACUUUUACCUCGUUCGAUGUGGAAGGGGAUGAGCUCAGCUGCAGAUACGACGCUCUGCUCGUGUACGACGGCCCGAAUGAUACCUCUCCGUUGCUUGGCAACUACUGCGGUAACCAGGGUCCGUCACCCGUGACGUCAUCCCAGCACGAGAUGUACCUGAAGUUCAGGAGCGAUGGUUCCAUCGAAAAGUCUGGCUUUUUGUUGAGUUACUCUGAAGUACAGCCUCCAUUUACCUGUUCUGUUGGCGCAUUCCAAUGUGAGAGUAGUGAUAUCUGUCUGGAUCGUAGUGUGUUGUGUGACGGGCGGAAGGAUUGUCCUGAUGAGAGUGAUGAGGCUGGAUGUCCAGUGAACGACCCAUCGUGUGGGGUACCGGUCGUAGACCCUGACUUCGCUUCUAUCAACAUAGUGGGAGGGGGACCAGCAAUUCCUGGCGCCUGGCCAUGGCAGGUACAAGUGCGUAAGUUGUCAUACGGCCAGGUGUGUGGAGCUACACUCAUUAACGCUAUGUGGGCCAUCAGUGCAGCGCACUGCUUUGAACCGGAGCCCCUUACAACCUCAUACCGUCUCGUCCUGGGUCGUUACACCAAGAACAUUCCAGAACCCGGGGAGGAGCAAUCCAUUGACAUCAGGCAGAUCGUCCUCCACGAGAACUACGAGCAAUACACCUUCGAUUACGACAUCGCCCUCUUGCGACUAGCCAGACCAGCUGUAAGGACAGACUGGGUGGUACCUGGAUGCCUACCGGGGAAAUCACAACGAUUUACGGACGGGGAGAUGUGUCAAGUCACGGGAUGGGGCCAGACUGAAAACACUGGUUAUGAUGACAUUUUGAAGCAAGCUGGAGUUCCUGUUUUCAAUAGCAGAGUAUGCAGCGAUCUGUACAAUGGUGGCAUCACGUCACGAAUGAUGUGCGCCGGGUACCUGCAAGGCCGCGAAGAUUCAUGCCAGGGAGACAGCGGAGGACCACUGAAUUGCCCAGGGGGUGACGACCGAUGGUAUCUAGCGGGCAUCACCAGCUGGGGUGAUGGGUGCGCUGACGCCAACGCGCCCGGGGUCUACACGCGCGUCACGGCGUUCGUCGACUGGGUGCAAGAGAACAUCCUUAAACACCUGUAGUUUGAGUUAAAUGCGAUGUCAUGGAAAUA
Messenger RNA from Patiria miniata (bat star), 1895 nucleotides. RefSeq names its product transmembrane protease serine 7-like. Gene Ontology annotation, biological process: proteolysis; complement activation. Lineage: Eukaryota; Metazoa; Echinodermata; Asteroidea; Valvatida; Asterinidae. Gene Ontology annotation, molecular function: serine-type endopeptidase activity; protein binding. Bases 121 to 1866 code for a protein of 581 amino acids. The record is from RefSeq and is a predicted model, not a curated record. The transcript is spliced from 11 exons. Gene Ontology annotation, cellular component: extracellular region.